Closterium sp. NIES-67 is the source of this 341-nucleotide messenger RNA. The record is from the annotation of a GenBank genome assembly. NCBI's taxonomy places the organism in Eukaryota, Viridiplantae, Streptophyta, Zygnematophyceae, Desmidiales, Closteriaceae.
GAGUCGCAGGACGAACACCCUCCUCAACGACAGCACCCCCAGAGGCCAAGAGCGGCGGCGGCAGCGGCAACGACGGCGGCGGCGGCGGCGGCAGCAGCAGCGACGGCUGCGGCGGUGGCAGCGGCAGCGACGGCUGCGGCGGUGGCAGCGGCAGCGACGGCGGCGGCGGCGGCAGCGGCGGUGGCGACGGCGGCGGAGUCAGCGACUGCGACAGGGGAGGCAGAGACACCGGGGAAGGGGGACUUGGCAAGGACGGGGCGGGGGUGCCACCAGAGUCAGCAGACUCCUCAACGGGGACAAUCGAUGGGAGGGGAGUGACGAGAGACACACCAUACGCGGCA